Molecule: messenger RNA, 4700 nt
Organism: Coturnix japonica (Japanese quail)
Lineage: Eukaryota; Metazoa; Chordata; Aves; Galliformes; Phasianidae
Source: RefSeq, a predicted model, not a curated record
GGUAACCAGAGUGUGGUACUGUCCCUUCUAUGCACUGAGAAAAGUUGUGAUCCUCCAAGAGCGCAACAAGAAUAGCCUUAGCCUUGUAGUUAUUCCAGCGAGGAGCCCUGAAGCAAAUUGCCUUCUGACAAGCAAUGACCGAAAAGUACAGAUGAGUGACUGAACUAUUUAUAAUCUCACAAUAAUUAUGCAGAGCUCGUUGCAGAGCUGUUUAUGAGCAGCUGCUCCUUCCUGGUGCCCUUCUAAGCUGAACUGACAACUGCCUUCAAGCCCCUUCCUGAACACACAGAGAGAAAAGGGCUUGUCUCUGCCAAGGGCCCAAAAGUGUUAAAAUACAUUUCUAGUCCUUGUGUUGUGUAAAGAUGUAUCUGGAGUCCAGGUUGCUCUGGAGGUGCCAUCAGGUAGAACCCCUGCAACCUGUCAGUUCUUUCCUAUUUCAAAUGUGAUCACCAAGGACUGCCAAGCCAGGUCCAGCCUGACGAAGUGUUACCUUUUCUUUACCAGCUCAAUGUGUUGUUCAACCCAGCCCAGUGCAAUGGCCGAGGAGCUUUAGCUCAGUGCCCCAGGGGUCUGUGCCCUGUAUCCCCUUCUCUCUGCUAGCUCUCAGCUGUGCUGGGCAUCCUAUUUGGAGCACAGCAGACAGAGAUUUGGAAGUUUAUAUGGAGCUGCCCUUUCCAGCAGUCAACUAUGAUCAGGAUGACUUUACAAGUGUCAGAGGCUUUGACUGCUCAGAAAGGCCCUGUGUUAUCCUACGUCUUCAGUGUAUGUAGGUCUGAUGAAACAAUAGCCCCUGGGUCAUAUACAAGUGGAUACACACAAAAAACUUGUCUAUUUGUCUCAGUUUCUGCAAUGCACCAUAACUCACUCAGAGUAAACCAGGAAUGUGGUACAUUGACUACUUCUGUGGUCACUGAGGGCCUGUUUGUGGCCGGGAGAUAAGGUGGGUGUGGAACACACCCAUGUCUGCCCUUUUCUCUGAGUGAUAUCCUGUGUUAUCUGGGAUACCUGCACGGUGCAGGGGGUGGUUUGACAGGGGCACACGUCGUGAGUGUAAAUAAAGAAACUGAAAUAAAUAUUGCCAUGAUUAAAAAAGCUGGUCUCAUCAGGAGCUGGCUUGAUAUUCAUUUGGUAAAAUGGGAGUCAGAGAAAUCAGACUAGGAAAGGACAUUGCUAAUCUCAAACCUUACACUGCACCCAUCCUGUAACAAAGAGGUUCCCCUGGCAGCUCACUGAGGUCCUCUUUCCUAUGAGUUUGAGCUCUGCUGUCUCAGGGGAUGCCCUGAGGAAAAGGAGUAUUUUUAAAGACCAGGCCAAUGUUGUGUAGUCAUGAGAAAGUAGUUGCAGACUCCUUCCCUAUCGCAUUGCAGUUCUGACCCAGUUUUGCAGCUGUGGAUGUAUUUUAUUUGGCAGACUCCUUGUAGAUACUUGCCUUCCUAUUUCACGGCUCUGUUCUUCCCACCACAGUUCUGGAGUAACACAAUCCCACUGCAGCAUGGUGGGCAACAAGGAGGGCCCUCUGCCAUGACUUUGUCUUGGUUCAGCACAGCACAUGAGCCCAGGUGAUGCCAUGGGUCUCAAAAGGGUCCCACCAUGCAUUUGACUGCAGCCUGAGAUCUGUUAAGUGAAGUACUUUCAUGAGGUUAGGUUUGAAAAGGAGGGACAAGUGUAGAAUAUAUAUAUCUUUUAUUUGAAUCAGCUCUGUCUUGCCUUCCCCUCUGUCGCAGUGGGUGGCUUAAAGGUCUUUGUUGUGCUUGAGUGACAGGCUGUUUUGGUAUGUAGUUGCUUAGUAAGUUCAUUAACCUGCAGCUAAAUCCAGGCAAUGGCUAACUCGAGCUGUUUUGAUAUUUAAACAAACUGCAUCUAAUCUUUCCAAUGUAUUUUGCUGAGCAUGUACUUAAAUAAGCAUGACCCUGCAGUCUUUGUCUUGAAUGCUUCGUGUUUGAUAAUUGUGAUGAUCGGAAAGAUAUAAUUAAGGGAUUCUUAAUUUUCCAUAAUUGGGGUACUCCAGGUUUUCAGAUGUCAUCCUGGCAACCAUUUUGGCUACAAAGUCAGAUAUGUGUGGCAAAAAAUUUGAGCUGAAGAUUGAUAACGUUCGCUUUGUUGGCCACCCUACGUUGCUUCAGCAUGCCCUUGGGCAGGUAUCCAAAACGGAUCCUUCACCAAAGAGAGAGAUGCCCACCAUGAUCCUCUUCAAUGUUGUGUUUGCCCUAAGGGCCAAUGCAGAUCCAUCAGUGAUAAACUGCCUACACAACCUUUCCCGUCGGAUCGCCAUCGUCUUGCAGCACGAGGAGCGCCGCUGCCAGUACCUGACCAGGGAGGCCAAACUCAUCUUGGCUAUUCAGGAUGAAGUGUCUGCCAUGUCAGAAACUACGGAAGGGCCACAGUCACCUUUUCAUCACAUCCUGCCCAAGUGCAAACUGGCCAGAGAUCUCAAAGAGACUUAUGACAGUCUCUGUACAACAGGAGUGGUCCGGUUACAUAUCAACAACUGGCUGGAAGUGAGCUUCUGCCUGCCUCAUAAAAUCCAUUAUGUUGCAACAAAUUUUAUUCCCCCAGAAGCGAUUGAGAGAAGCCUGAAAUCUAUCAGGCCUUACCAUGCCUUAUUACUUCUAAAUGAUGAGAAGUCAUUGCUUAAUGAGCUCCCCUUGGACUGCUCUCCUGCCCUGGUGAGAGUAAUUAAAACUACCUCUGCUGUGAAGAAUCUACAGCAGCUGGCUCAGGAUGCUGACUUAGCAUUGCUGCAGGUUUUCCAGCUUGCUGCACAUCUCGUUUACUGGGGAAAAGCAAUUAUUAUUUAUCCGCUGUGUGAGAAUAAUGUCUACAUGCUUUCACCAAAUGCCAGUGUCUGUCUUUACUCUCCACUGGCAGAUGCAUUUUCCUGUCAGUUCCGGGGCCACAAUCUGCCGUCGAUGCUCUCCAAGUUCUCCCUCCCAGUGUCACUCUCAGAGUUCAAGAACCCCCUUGUGCCGCCUGUGCAGGAGACUCAGCUCAUUCAAAUGGUGAUAUGGAUGCUCCAACACCGGCUCCUCAUCCAGCUCCACACGUACGUCUGUCUGAUGGUGCCCCCGAACGAGGAGGAAUUCCGUGCCCAGGAUGAAGACAUGCCCUUCACCGCCAGAGUUGGAGGCCGAAGUUUAAGCACCCCCAAUGCUCUUAGCUUUGGUUCUCCAACUAGCAGUGAUGACAUGACUCUGACAAGUCCCAGCAUGGAUAAUUCCAGCGCUGAGUUGAUACCUGGCGGGGACUCACCCCUGAAUAAAAGGAUGACAGAGAAUCUCCUGGCAAGCUUGUUGGAACACGAGCGGGAAGCGAUCCUCAAUGUCCCCGCUGCCCAAAAUCCAGAAGAUCUUCGCAUGUUUGCAAGGCUGCUUCACUACUUCCGAGGCCGACACCAUUUGGAGGAGAUCAUGUACAACGAGAACAUGCGGCGCUCGCAGCUGUUGAUGCUGUUCGACAAGUUCCGCAGCGUGUUGGUGGUGACCAGCCACGAAGACCCGGUCAUCUCAGUUUUUCAGUCCCUCUUGAAAUGACUGAUGGUGGAAACCUGCCGCGUUGUUGAUGUCCUACAAGAUGCCUAAGAAGUAAGGGAUGAACCCAGUUCCUUCUCAGCACACGGAGCAGCUCUCCGCUGCUGUGCCUCUGUUUCACCCCUUCUCCAUGUGUGACAGCACAGUUCUCCUUCCCAGCCUGGAUUCGUCCCAUGCCACACUCACAUCACAGGAGCUGCUGUCCCGCAGACCUUCCCUGGUGUAACUCCUUCACUGGGGCUAUUGGGAUAGGUGAGAGUGGUCCAUGACUUUGCAGUGUUACUGAGUGCGGGUGGAUGCUUUGCACCAGAGAUGCUUUCCCUGCUUUCCACCUCCACGUAGCAGCAGGCACCGCUCACGAGCAGCCUGACCCCACUGCUUGUCCUCUGCUUAAAGGCAGAGUGAAGUUGGCCUGGCUUUUAGGGGAGCACUCCUGGCUACUGAGGAAUUAAUUCUGACUGAUUGCUGUUAUCUGGAAGCAGUGGGGGCAUAAAUAGGACUGCGAAGGAUCACAAGUAAACAGUGUCGUGAAUGAAAAUGAUUUGCUUUCCUUGUUACAGCUUUCCUGUCCCCAGAACCCUUAUUACAGAGUGUCUGUAAUUGCUGUCAGCAGGCAGCCCAUUUGUUGGCCAAUUUGCAGGUCUGUUUUUAAUUGUGGUGGGAGGAAUUUGGUUGGCUCUGAGGACUGAACCUGGCUGGCUUUGCUGCAGGUGCAGCUUUGUUUCAGUUCCCCAAAGCUGCAGACUAAUGACAGUCAUGCUCGUCACUCUGGGGCCUGUUUUGUUGCUCUGUGCCCUCCCCACUAUGGCUGCAGGGAAGCAGAGUAGGGAGCUGACCUGCUUUAAAGCUGUCUGGAUGAAAAACAAGGUACAGGGAUGUGCAUGGCUCCACCUCUUGAUGUGGUCCAGCGAGAUCCAAGCAACUGUUAGGCCCAGCUGCAGGGCUUGGUGCCACACGUGCAGGGCAAGCUGCCAGCAUGGCUGCAAUUCUAUGGAUUCUCCACUGAAUCCUAUUUUUUCCCUCCUCCUGUACCUCAUGGCAGGUUGUAGCUCUGCACAAAAAGCUGCGAGGCAGAGAUCUCAGCGUUGGUUCUUUCUCUAUGGUCAGGGUCCCACACUUGGAAGCUUUGAACUGGUCCCAAAAGCAGCUGGAAAAAUAAACAACGCAAAAAAA